AAUGGGCCGAGGUAGUCAAGGAUGGGGGAUCGUGGGUGAGGCUGUGCAUUGCUUUAGGUCAAUGCUGGGGAAACAGCUCACUAUCAUUAAAGACAUUGUGAUGUAAACAAUAAAUAUUUCAAUUCAUGGAUGCGACCUUCCGCCUGCUCCAAGUGGUUCCAUCACCAGGAUUUCCCUCAUGGAGUAAUUAACCCUCCCCCUUCCUCUAUGUCCCUCCUCCCCCUGCAGGCAGGUACAGCAGCCCUCUGAUUGGUUCUCCCUGUCAGUGACUCAGCUUCUCUUCGAGCAGCAUCAGUGCUUUCCUGGGAUUGGAAGGGAAUCGGAGGCUGAGGAGCAUCCUGACAUUGUUUUAGGUUUGGCAUAUCUUGAAUCUUUUUUGGAGUUUUUUGCUGUGAGGAUUAUUGUAUUCGAGGUGUUUCUUGCUUUGUGGAAAGAGACUGUCUGGGGCCUGAUGUUUUGUCGUAGAUAACCUCAUUAAUGAGGGGCCCUUCUGUUACAAAUGUACCUACACAUUUGGACAAUUUUGCCAUAAUUUAGUUUUUCUCCCGAAAUAACCUCCCAGUUUUGUGCGGAGAAACAAAUAGCCUCUUUUGUUCAUUGGCUGAUAUGUUGGUCACGAGCUGCUUGGUUCUUUGGUCACCAAACUGCAUAUAACUGCAUAUGUGCUGACUGGCUGAGCUCUCUUGGUAUUCUCCUUGUGCCCAACUGGAUUAUUUUAUACGUAGGGUUACAAUUUUGGCUAUGAGUGGCCCCCUCAUUGUCCCCCUUUGUGAAUAUUUGGAUGUGAGCAGAGGGGUGAUGAGCCUCCAGAUGAGGGAAACCCAAAGAAGAAAGGACUAGGAGAGGAAGGAGGAGGACAAACCCCCUCUCACGGGAGAAAACUGGAUUAAGGAGCAAUCGGAGGAAAGAGGCGUGGCAGAGGAGAGAGAGGCAACACAGAGCGGCGAGAUAGAGGCGGGUGGAUGCGAUCCACACCCUGAGAUGCUGUGCUGGCUGAGAGAAGACGAGAUGUCGGUCCAGGACCUGCUGCACAGGCUGCAGUGUGUCAUCACUCAUAUCGAUGAGAUAAUGCAGCAGGAGAUCAGGCCUCUGCUGGCUGUGGACAUCAUAGAGCAGCUGCAUCGCCAGUUUGCUUCACUCUCAGGAGGAAGAGGGAAAGAUGGUGCUCCCAUCAUCAUCUUCCCAGAGUUCUCCAGCUUCAGCGAAGUGCCAGAAGAUGACUUCCUCAAUGUUGUUACCUACUUGACCAGCAUACCCAGUUUGGAUGCUGCCAGUAUCGGCUUCAUCAUCAUCAUCGACCGGCGGAAGGACAAGUGGAGCUCUGUGAAGGCCUCUCUAUCCAGGAUUGCUGGGGCAUUUCCAGGAAACCUGCAGCUGGUGUUGGUGCUGCGUCCUUCCAGGUUCUUCCAGAGGACGAUAGCUGACAUUGGGAUGAAGAUGCACAAAGAUGACUUCAAAAUGAAGGUACCGAUUGUGAUGCUGAACUCCCUGUCGGACCUGCACAGUUACGUGGACAAAGGCCAGCUAACCCGGGAGCUAGGAGGAAAUUUGGAGUACUGUCACAAUCAGUGGAUACACCACCGAACUGCCAUAGAGAACUUUGCCAUGACAGUGAAAACCACAGCCCAGAUUCUCGAGAAGUUCGGGACAGACCUGGCUGAGACGGAGCUGCCCAAUGACGUCCAGUGCACCAAAGACCUGCUCACAGCACACACCGACAAACAAGGCCACCUCAAGGAUGAACUGAAGCUGGCUUUGAAGCAGGGCACCACCUUGUUGGGGUGUAUCAAGGAGCAGGCAGCUAAGUCGGAGAACCACCAACUCAACCCAGACGAGAUGGAGAACCAGACCACGGUGGAGAGGUUGCUUGCCCAGCUGGAUGAGACGGAGAACGCCUUUGAACAGUUCUGGUGUAAACACCAUCUGAAGCUGGAGCAGUGCCUGCAGCUACGCCACUUUGAACAGGACUUCAGAGAGGUCAAAGUGUCUCUAGACAGUUUGAUGGACAUUCUUACCAGUCUAUCAGAUAUCGGGGAUUGUGUUGCCAGAGUUGAACAUCUGCUGAAAGAACUGAAAGCACUGCAAGAGAAGGCUCUGCCCACACUGGAAAAGGCCCAGCUCCACGCACUGCACGGGGACCAGCUGAUCCAGAGCAACCACUACGCCGUGGACUCUAUUCGACCCAAAUGUGUGGAGCUGCGGCGCGUCUGUGACGACUUCAGCAACGAGUCCAAGAAGAAGACAGACGUGUUGUCCAAAUCCCUGCAGAUUCACAUGGGCAUUGAUAAGGUCAACCAGUGGUGUGAGUCUGGCAUAUACCUGCUGGCCUCCCAGGCUGUGGAUAAGUGUCAGUCCCAAGAAGGGGCGGAGUUAGCUCUGACUGACAUCGAACACUUCCUGGAGUCUGCAGAAAAGAACCAGCUGACUGAACUCAGGAACCUCCAAAACAAGUAUGAGGUUGUCCUGUCCGAGGAUAUCAAGGCCAAUGUUCUGAAGGCACUGAAGCGCCUGGAGGACGUCCAAGAGAUGUUUGAGAAGCGGCACGUCAGCCUGAAGAGGCUGUCAGCUAAACAGACGAGACCUGUUCAGCCAGUGGCCCCACGGCCCGAGUCCUCUCCUAAACGUCCCUCACUGAAGAACCCUCCAAGAACGACAGGAAAUCAGCAGCCUGUGGCUCGCAGGGCGCCUGAGAUCUCACACAGCGGCAGGCAGCCAGCCGAGGCUGAUCCCAGCAAGAAGAGGAUCACUCGCAAGGCCAAAGGAGGAAUAAAGAUUGAGGUUAUGCAUGAGGAAAGCCAAGGAGGCUCCCCCCAUGCCAUUGUGACCAAUGAGACCGAGGAGAGUCUGUCCAACAGACGCAGACACAUCAUGACUGAGCUCAUCGAAACAGAGAGGCUGUAUGUGGAGGAACUGCAAAGUAUCAUGGAGGGUUAUUUUGCAGAGUUGGAUAACUCAGCGCUCAUCCACCUCAUCCCCCCGUCCCUGGACAACAAAAGGGACGUGCUCUUUGGCAACCUGCCAGAGAUUUAUCAAUUCCACAAUAGGACGUUUGUGAGGGAGCUGGAGAACUGUGCAGAGAAACCGGAGCUGGUGGGAACUUGUUUUCUGAAAAGGAAAGAAGAGCUGCAGGUGUAUGAGAAGUACUGUCAGAACAAACCUCGCUCUGAAGUCCUCUGGAGACAGUGUGGAGACAGCCUCUUUUUUCAGGAAUGCCAGAAGAAACUGGACCACAAACUCUCUCUGGAUGCCUACCUGCUGAAGCCUGUGCAGAGGAUCACCAAAUACCAACUCAUGCUCAAGGAGAUGUUAAAGUGCAGUAAGGGUGAGGGCACGGCUGAGUUGGAGGAGGCUUUAUCCACCAUGCUGGACAUCAUCAAGUCUGUCAACGACUCCAUGCACCAGAUAGCCAUCACUGGCUUUGAGGGGAACCUGAGUGAACUGGGGAAGCUGCUGAUGCAGGGAUCCUUUAAUGUGUGGACUGACCACAAGAAAGGCCACAGCAAGGUGAAGGACUUGGCCAGGUUUAAGCCUAUGCAGAGGCAUCUGUUCCUGUAUGACAAGAUGAUGCUGUUCUGUAAGAAACGAGAGGAGACCACAGAAGGACAUGAGAAGACCCCAUCCUACAGCUUCAAACACUCGCUCAAGAUGAGCUCUGUGGGGAUCACAGAGAACGUCAAAGGCGACAUCAAGAAGUUUGAGGUGUGGUACAACGGCAGAGAGGAGGUUUACAUUAUCCAGGCUCCUUCCAUGGAUGUGAAAAAUAUGUGGGUGUCAGAGAUUCGAAAGGUUCUUACAGGCCAGCUCGAGGCGUGCAGAGAAGCCAGCCAGCUCAACGUCUACGGGGCCCCCAUGAGGAAUGUGCGUAAAAUGGCGCUGAGACAAUCCAAUUCAUCAAGUCCAGAGUCAGGCUUCAGGAGAACCAACCCCAGCCCCAAUAUGAGGCAGAAGAGAGUCGACGCUUCAGCCGGCCAAUCAGGCCACUUGGCUGCUAACGCUAGGAAACGCUUCACCUUGCAGGGGUUUUCCAACAGGAGGUCUCUUCCAGCAGAGCCGGCUGCUAAGGAGGCAGUGGUCACCCGCCGCUUUUCUCUCGCCUCCUCACUCACCUCCUCUUCCUCCUCCUCCUCCUCCUUCGCCACACGACGCACAAAAGGUCCCCUGUCUGCUAGCAUAAAGAGCAAGAGACAUGAGAUCAAGAGUGAUCCCACUCCUUUUGGCUAUGAAGAUACUUUGCGUGGUGCUAUGGCUGCAGUCAGGAAACGUCAGAGUGUGACUAGCAGCACAGGUGCUGCUGGCUCAGCUGUCCCUAGAUCCACCUCGCAACCAGGCUGGGCCCAGAAACGGCUCCCUUCCAUGGACGCAGAAGACUUUGAGACGAUCCCCUCCAGUGCAGAGGAGUCCUCCAACUCGUCAGAAGACGAAGGCAGCAAUAAAACCGGGGACAGCGGUCGUUUCCGGGUGCAGCUGACCUACGAGUCCGGUGAAGGCCGGGACCCUUCUCUGGAGGAGGGCGACCUGGUCCAGUUUGUGGAGGAAGUGGAGAGCGGACACUGAUGUGAUGAGCAGCGCUCUCGGACUGGGACCACAACGGAGCCAGUACUUGAGGAGAAGUUUCUCAGGACAGCAGAUCAAAUUCAUCGCGUUGGAUCACAAAAAUACAUCUUUAACUGGAAUAUCUGCUCUAAGGUUUUCACUAGGACUACAGCUGCAGGUUUUGAUAACGGACACCUUGAAUCUUCUCACUGAAUCGUCUGGACCUUAAAGCUGAUUGAGAGAAGACGUACACUGUAAGUGCCAACUUUCAUUGGUCCUUGGAGAACAAAAGGCUGCAUGGACACUCAACGUUUCAUCCAACGUGGGAGGGAUUUAGAAUAUGUUCUGUGAAAGAUGCAAUGAAGAAAAACAAUCCCUCUGCUUGGAACGUUGCUCAGUUCCUGGUGGAAGGGAUCCAUCCCAGCUGCUGGUGGCGAGCAGGCAAUGGAUCUGUCUCUGCUGGGUGGCCCCGCUGUACUAAGGUACAGCUCUGAGACCGGGUUCUACCUGAGGUCUCCUGCUUCGGACCCCGCAGGACAUCAUGACAUGAAUCUGGACGCAUCAUGACGACACGCCGUGUAUGUGGGUGUAUUUGGAUUACUGUUCAGCUUGGAUACACCAACCAGCUUAUUGCAAAACGUUUGUGCAGCACUUAAAAAGAAGUGAAGAAUUCAUACAGCUAAGCGUAAUAUAGUUACAUUUAUUUGACCUUUUGUCGUUAGAGGCCACCUUUCUUCAUAUUACACAUAGCCCUUUGACUCAUUGUUCAUUUAUAAUUUAAUGAUGCCGCUUUAAAGGAAAGAGGGUAUGUCAGAAAAUCACAUUUAAAAAUGUGUUAGUGGGCUACUGACAGCUGACUUAUUUUCCAAUAGAGAAUUAUUUGAGAAAUCCAUCAAGGAGAAGCUGAGAGGCUUUUAAUGGAAGUGAAGCAUUACUGUUGUUUCAGUAUACAGAUGAAUGUCUGCGACAUUAUGCUAUUGGUAUCCUUAUGGUUGAAAAGCACUUAUUGUGAGUCAGCUAAAUGACUAUUGUGAUGUAUUUGGACUCGUCUCUACAUAAUGGGAUUUCUAAUAGCAAGCUUUCUGAGAACUACGGGCAGCACAUACUCAGGCAGCUUGUGAUUUGUGUGCAUGAUGCUGGAUGCUAUCCAGGCAAAGCUAGACAUGAGUAAUCUCCUUUUUAGUGUUCAGUUGCAGACUUAACACCAGAAUCUGAGCACUAAGGCAUUGUUGCACACCAGUGGUUUUACAGAGAUAUCAGCUGUUGACCGCAAUUCCUAAACGUUGCCCCAGUAGGUCGGAUGGAGGGAACUGGCUAUUUGCUGCAUGAGAUUUUUCAGGGGAACAUUUUUAAGCUUCCGAUCAUCAGCUGUGUGGGGUUCCCUUCUCACACAGUAUAAUCGCCUUUAUAGUGAGGGUUCAUUCAAGGACAACAGGUCAACUGUUCACUGACAAAUCUGUAAAUCACAGGAAAGUUAAUUAUAUUUAUCCGUAACUUGUUAUGAACGGAAAGAGAAGAACAAGACUACGUGAUGACUGAAUACAUGUCCAAGUGUAAUGCUGUUACUCUGUGACCAGUCUUUUAAAAAAGAGGUCUGAUAAGCAGUUAGGAUGAAUCGCUGAAGGAUGGAUGGAUGGUGGACAUGUGAGUGGAUGAUGCAGUGAUGGAUAGGUGCACCAUGGAUGAAUCUAUGGGGAGAGGAAUGGUUGACACACAGCCACAAAUCAAUAUUCUGAAUGUAAAUAGUUUACAAGCUGUAGCAGAAGGCAGAGCUCCUCUUGAAGAUGCUGUGCAUUUUGUUUAUCCGAUCCUUGAUGGAAAAUAUUUAUAUUCUACUACAUUCUGCUGUCAGCAUAUUGUAGAAUGUAGUCUGUAUACUAUAUGUACAAUCUGUCACUAUAAUGUACAUACUGAUUUAUUAUUAGUCAUUACAAUAUUCAUUUUGUCACCCUAUUUUUUGUAUUUUUGACGUAUUCCCUGUUUCCAACCUUAAUAAUGCAUGCAAAACUGACAUUUGAUACAGAGCGGUGCUUGAUUUAAAAUAAAGCAUACAUUUAUUAAAGACUGUGUUACUGUACAUGCUGAUGUAAUCAGACAUUACUGUAUGAGCUAAUCUGAUGAAAUUAUGAAAAGAACUUUGUGUCUCUGCUUUGUGGUUGCACAAAGCAGAGACACAAAGUUCUUUUCAUAAUUUCAUGUGAUCCAAUAAUAGAUUUUGUAUCCAAGUCGACAUACUCACCAUGAAAUCAGCUGUGAAGCCUUGGGCUCAGUCCAUCGAGUCAUGUUUACUGAGGCAAUAAAUCAGAACCAGAGUCAUUUCUAUACAAUACAUUUUAUGGUGUUGAUUUUACUUUAACUCAAUUCCAAUUCAAAUGAUUGUAUUUUGUAUAGCCCAAUACUUUGAUGGGGACUUAAAAUCGAUCAAGCCAGAAGACACCGACCAGCUUGUUAGACUUCAGGAUUGUCUUGGAGACAUUAAAACUAAAAAAUGGAAGUUAUCAUGAUAGGCCCAGAGCGCCUUCGAAGUCAGCUGUCACGUGAUACAGUCUCUAUGGAUGGAAUUGCUCUGGUAUCCAGCAACACCAUCAAGAACCUUGGAGUUCUCUUCGACCAGGAUAUGUCCUUCAACUCUCAUAUAAAGAAGACUUCAAGGACUGCCUUUUUUCAUCUACUGAAUAUAUCGAAAAUCAGGAACUUCCUGUCUCAAAGUGAUGCAGAAAAACUAGUUCAUGCAUUUGUUACUUCUAGACUGGAUUACUGUAAUUCUUUGUUAUCAUGCUGCUCUUGUAAAUCACUUAAACCUCUCCAGCUGAUUCAGAAUGCUGCAGCACGUGUAUUAACAAGAAGUAAGAAAUGGGAUCAUAUAACUCCUGUAUUAACUUCUCUGCACUGGCUUCCUGUUAAAUCAAGAAUAGAAUUUAAGGUACUUCUCCUCACCUACAAGGCACUUGCUGGUGAGGCACCG
This is a messenger RNA of Pungitius pungitius (ninespine stickleback), 7498 nucleotides long. RefSeq names its product MCF.2 cell line derived transforming sequence-like 2 (gene mcf2l2). The transcript is spliced from 34 exons. Gene Ontology annotation, biological process: intracellular signal transduction. The record is from RefSeq and is a predicted model, not a curated record. Lineage: Eukaryota; Metazoa; Chordata; Actinopteri; Perciformes; Gasterosteidae. Gene Ontology annotation, cellular component: cytoplasm. Gene Ontology annotation, molecular function: guanyl-nucleotide exchange factor activity. The coding region runs from base 982 to 4554 and encodes 1190 amino acids.